GCAUAGGCUAGUUCUGUGUUAUUCCUGGCAUGGCGCUGGAAUUGGGUCAAGCUGAAACGGGGGCCGUAACCAGCUGAGGGACAGCAACAGUCCGUCUAUCUUCAGUAGCAUCCAUGAUUCAUCAUCAUCAUCUCGCACUAGAAUCCCUACGGCCUUCUUUCCAGCUCAGCGACUACAUGGGGCCUUGGCCAAGGUAGCUCAUGAUUCGUUAGACCCAUCGUUUAUCUAGCUCUCAUAAUAUCAUAUCCAUCGUACGCUUUCAGCCUCGCCCAAUCCUUCAUCUCUCGCUUGUCAAUGUGGCUUGACCGUGGCCGUAAGCUUCACCUCAUACCUUGAGAUCGCCUUCAACUCUGGAAUGGCCGGCAUAACUACCAAAACGCGUGGAUGCGCUACGUGCAGAGGGAGAAGAAUAAAGUGUGACUUACAGAAGCCUUCGUGCAACAACUGUGUUCGCAGCGGCCGAACAUGUCAAGGCUACGAAAGGCACGAUGUCUUUGUCAAUCGCACCGCUGCCGGCAUGCAAAAGCGUCGACGAUUGGAAGAAGUCAAGGAUCAGCGCCUCGAAGAGAUCAAGAAUGCUCUGGUUUCCGGCGCUUUCAGUCAGGCUAUGGUCGCUCCAGCUCCCAGUCCCGACGACCACGUGCACUGGUUCUAUAGACAUUUCGUCAUAUCCCGGACCGACCCUCGUUUAACUCAAUUCAUGAGUCCAGUCAUGCAGAUCACAACACCUGGUCCUCUACUCACGUCUUCGCUGCGCGCCCUCUCCAUCAUGAAGUUCGGAAGAGCCAUCCAUGACAUCGCUGCCGAACAGCAGGGUCAGAAGCUCUAUGGCCGUUCUCUAGGCAAGCUACGCUUGGCCUUGACCGAUGCCACAGCCAGUAAAAGUGAUGAGACCCUAGCUUGUGCUGUUGUACUUGGCCUAUUCGAGCUCCUAAAUGUCCACCCGAAGUACCAAAGUGGGGGAUGGUUCAAGCAUAUGGUAGGCUUGGGGAGACUCAUAGAGCAUCGCGGCCCAAAGCAAAGUCAGAGUCCUGUGUGUCUCGCUAUUUUCGAGGUUUGCCGGAACGUACUAGUGGAUGACACGCUGUCUCCUAGAUCGCAACAGUUCGGUUUUUGCCCGUCCAGAAUGGUUAUCAGUGCCAUGGCAAGGAAGAACAAAAACACGAGACGAAAAGAUAUGCGACUUCGCCUUCCGCGCUGCUUAUUUAAUUGACCAAAGUGAUCAAGUUCUACCUGGCCCCGAGAUCCUUGACGUGGAUCUCGACAAUCUAAUUCGGGACUUUACUACUCUCUUCCAAGAUGUCCAAAACAUGCACCACGAUUGCCCUUGUUCGAACUUUGAGCAGCCACAUGGUCCAAAGCAACUCGGGGGACCCGUCGAACCACCAAUGAACACCUGGAGCCGUGCCCAAUGCUCCUUAGCUAUGGGCGUUCAACUAGCUUGCUGCAUCAUGACUGACACGCCGUAUCAGAUGCUGUUGGAAAGAGGCGAUUUC
Pseudovirgaria hyperparasitica is the source of this 1496-nucleotide messenger RNA. RefSeq lists its product as uncharacterized. The record is from RefSeq and is a predicted model, not a curated record. Gene Ontology annotation, molecular function: DNA-binding transcription factor activity, RNA polymerase II-specific; zinc ion binding. Gene Ontology annotation, biological process: regulation of DNA-templated transcription. The coding region runs from base 356 to 1213 and encodes 285 amino acids. Lineage: Eukaryota; Fungi; Ascomycota; Dothideomycetes; Acrospermales; Acrospermaceae. The transcript is spliced from 3 exons.